Molecule: messenger RNA, 1731 nt
Organism: Salvelinus fontinalis (brook trout)
Lineage: Eukaryota; Metazoa; Chordata; Actinopteri; Salmoniformes; Salmonidae
Exons: 2
Coding region: 1-1731 (576 amino acids)
Source: RefSeq, a predicted model, not a curated record
AUGGAUGGUGUCACAACAGCCACAGACGUCGAAUAUCAGGAAACAGACGAGACCAGCCCAACACAGGCCACAGCCCCACCACACAGUCCCACCACACAGCCCCACCACACAGCCCCACCCCACAGUCCCACCACACAGCCUCACCCCACAGCCCCACCACACAGUCCCACCACACAGCCCCAGCCCACAGCCACACCACACAGUCCCAGCCCACAGUCCCACCCCACAGUCCCACCACACAGCCCCACCACACAGUCCCACCCCACAGCCCCCCCACACAGCCCCACCCCACAGUCCCACCACACAGCCCCACCACACAGCCCCACCACACAGCCCCAGCCCACAGCCACACUACACAGCCCCAGGACACAGCCCCAGCCCACAGCCCUACCACACAGUCCCACCAAACAGCCACACCACACAGCCCCACCACACAGCCCCACCCCACAGCCACACAGUCCCACCACACAGCCCCACCACACAGUCCCACCCCACAGCCCCCCACACAGCCCCACCCCACAGUCCCACCACACAGCCCCACCACACAGCCCCAGCCCACAGCCCCACCACACAGUCCCAUCACACAGCCCCACCACACAGCCCCAGCCCACAGCCACACCACACAGCCCCACCACCACAGCCCCACCCCACAGUCCCACCCCACAGUCCCACCACACAGCUCACAGUCCCAGCCCACAGUCCCACCCCACAGUCCCAGCCCACAGCCACACCACACAGCCCCACCACACAGUCCCACCCCACAGCCCCAGCCCCAGCCCACAGCCCCACCACACAGCCCCACCCCACAGCCCCAGCCCACAGUCCCACCCCACAGUCCCACCCCACAGCCACACCACACAGCCCCACCACAGAGCCCCACCACACAGUCCCACCCCACAGCCCCACCCCAUAGCCCCACCACACAGUCCCACCCCACAGCCCCAGCCCCAGCCCACAGCCACACCACACAGUCCCACCCCACAGCCCCCCCACACAGCCCCACCCCACAGUCCCACCACACAGCCCCACCACACAGCCCCAGCCCACAGCCCCACCACACAGUCCCAUCACACAGCCCCACCACACAGCCCCAGCCCACAGCCACACCACACAGCCCCACCACCACAGCCCCACCCCACAGUCCCACCCCACAGUCCCACCACACAGCUCACAGUCCCAGCCCACAGUCCCACCCCACAGUCCCAGCCCACAGCCACACCACACAGCCCCACCACACAGUCCCACCCCACAGUCCCACCCCCAGCCCACAGCCCCACCACACAGCCCCACCCCACAGCCCCAGCCCACAGUCCCACCCCACAGUCCCACCCCACAGUCCCACCCCACAGCCCCAGCCCACAGCCACACCACACAGCCCCACCACAGAGCCCCACCACACAGUCCCACCCCACAGCCCCACCCCAUAGCCCCACCACACAGUCCCACCCCACAGCCCCAGCCCCAGCCCACAGCCACACCACACAGUCCCACCACACAGCCACACCACACAGUCCCACCACACAGCCCCACCACACAGUCCCACCCCACAGCCCCACCACACAGCCCCACCCCACAGCCCCACCCCACAGUCCCACCACACAGUCCCACCACACAGUCCCACCCCACAGCCCCACCCCACAGCCCCACCACACAGUCCCGUCCCACCCCACAGCCACACCACACAGCCCCACCACCAGAUCCCCAGCCCGACCACACAGCCCCACUACUUAA